This is a messenger RNA of Rodentolepis nana, 3795 nucleotides long. Lineage: Eukaryota; Metazoa; Platyhelminthes; Cestoda; Cyclophyllidea; Hymenolepididae. The record is from the annotation of a GenBank genome assembly.
AUGACAGCCUUUGCCAAUAUCCAAAGUGCAUUGGCUGAAUUUUUUGCUCAGACUUCAAGCCAAGAGCGUUUGGCUCAGCUUCAGCAAUCACUCAUUUCCUUUGAACAGCAGCCCUCAUCUUGGAUGUCAGCUAUUGAGUUUUUAUCGAUUUCUUCCGAUCAGUAUGUUUGUAUGUUCAGCUUGGGCAUAAUUGAAUCAACCAUUAAACAACGUUGGAACCAUCUGACUUCUUCUGAAAAGCAGCAAAUUUUCCGAUUUUUAGAAAGAUACGCCUUCUCUGAUCAAGAUUGGCGUUCGAAUAUACCAAUAAUUUAUGGUGUACGAUGCAAAGCUGUAAAAAUUUGGACCUCAAUUUGCAAAAGAAGCCUCCCUGAAUUACACGAUCAGUUUUUUUCACGCAUUACCACUCUACUCUCAUUUCCUGAUUCUUUGACAACCGAGUCUGAUUUGCAGUCAAAUUUGAUAUCAUUCUCCCUUUUGAAAGCGGCCUGUGAAGAACUAAUCUGUCAAGAUUCAGAAAUUAGUCGUGCCAAAUAUCUAGAAAAUGUUUCAAUUUUUAAUUGUUCAGUUCCCCAAAUUUUAUCUGCUCUCUUUGAGGUCACAGAACGACUCCUUGGCCAGGAAUUGAUUGACUCUGUCAAUUCUCUUUUCAUUCAGUUCAAUGGAAGUACUGUUGAGUCCCCUUUCAUGAAUUCUCUUCGUCUCAUUCUCUACUUUGAUGCCAAUCUUCUCUUUUCCUCAUCGAACUCUAAAUCCGAGAAGAAAGGUCUCUCAAACCUCCUCUUGCAAAAUUUUGCCAAUAUACUUGAAUGUCUGACCCUAAUUUUAUCCGUAUCUACCAUCGGUGAUAUGAACAACUGUCGAAUGUACAGUCUGUUGUAUAUUUUUCUCAUGCUAGGUUCUCCGCAUACCCUCUCCACUCUCUUAAGCUCCUCCCGAUCACGAAAUCUUUCUCCAUGUAUACCAAUUGAAUCGCUGGCAGAAAUCGGUAUGCAUUCUAUUAGUUGUUUAACAGAAGUUGUGGAGAGAAAGGAUAUUCAAAGAAGUGUCAUGAUUCAUCAUCUUCCUUUCAUUUUCCGCUGCCUUUAUUGGUCUAUGCUUAUCUUAGAUCCUCAAUUUCCUCUAUAUGACCUUUCUACAUCAAUUGUGGGCCUAAUGGCUGAAUCUGGAGUUGCACUUUCAACGUCCCAAUCAGCUAAUAAUCUCUCAGGUCUUGCUUCUGUCUCACAGACAUUGGAGUCAAUUUCUGAGGAAUAUUAUCAAAAAAUGGUGGAUGUUUUGCGACCCCUAGUUACUGUCUUUCUUCUCUUCACUCGACCUGCAAACAUGGAUGAACAACAUGGUUCACUCUACUCAUUCUCAUCCACAAAAUUUCUACAAAGAGUACAUUUCUUUACUUUUAACACUUGUCGUCCAAUAAUCACUGUCUAUCUUUCUAUCCUGGAUCUAUGGAAUGCAUAUUUGGAUUUUAUCAAGUCUUACUACGCUAAUAACAACAGUUCAGUCAGAAAUGCUCAAAUUCCCCCUCAAAAUCAACAAAUCAUAUCAGAUCUCUGUGCCUCUCUUCUCAAUACUAUCUACUUCUCUGAAUCAGCAGAAUAUCUUGAUCUGCUGGAUAGUGAAUAUGCCUCCGGUUAUACGAACUGUGAUGAUGACCACUCUACUAAUUCUUAUCUUGCAUUUUUUGAUGAUUUACUUCAACAUGUGGAUUGCAGUGAUAUGAUGGCAGAGAAGGAGAGCGAAUAUAGGGGCUUCAUGCAGAGCUCUCUCACCCUUCUCUCCAAUAUUGCCCACUUCAAUCCCACUGUUGUCAUGCAUAGUGUUGCUGCUAAGUUCCAGGAGGAGAUGAAAAUAUUCACUGAGCUCUGCAGUACUCUAGAACGCACGAAGUUGGAGGAGCACACCACCAGAAAGUUGCAUUAUUCUCUUCGUGAUUUGGCAACGUGUUUGAACUCCCUUGCAUAUCUCUCUGAUCAUUUCGCCUCCCUCUCGGAUUCUGCUAUGCUUAAGUGGCUUUUGCAAGCUCUUGUCUUUAAUCUCAAUGCGGGGGUGACUUGUUGUGAUCGGUUAAAAAGUCUUCAGAUUGAAACUCUCCAACAAGACGUAAUCCAGGUUGUGGUGGGCAAUAUUAGUCUAUUGCGAUGUUUACUUUCCGGUGGCUUACUCAUGGUUUCUGAUGCUGUAACGCAGAAUGUAACUGAUAUACCCCAAGGUCAUAUUGUACUCUCAAUUGAUGAUAAAGAUGCCUUCACUACUUCUUUACUGCAGUGUUCCCAUCAUCUUAUCCUAACCUCUCCGGUUUCUUCACUUCAAACUAAUGCUGCACUACUAUUUCAGUCUAUAGUAAUAUCUUCUGCGCCACCUGGUUUCUUCCCACCGGCUAAUCAGCUUUCAGAGGGCUCUGUUCUUGCUGAUCUCAUAACUUGCUGCUGUGAACCGAUACGUCUCAAGUCGUUUAGUAUUCAUUUGCAACGAAUACUCAUGCGUACUGUCACAGCAUAUCUUCUCAUUGACGAAAGCGCGACGAUAAAUCUUGCUAAAGUCAACCCACAGAGAACUGAGGAGCUACAAGCUCUAACGGCAAAGAAAACAGGUGUUCUGGUUAAUCGCCUAAUGCCAAUUUUCACUCAGACUCUCAACGUGGACAUCUUAAACUCAAAUCGGGAUGCCUACUUUGCGGGACUGUGUUGGUUAACUGAAGCCCUAGCGUCUCUUAUUCCUCUUGGCACAAAGAGUAGACGCUUGAUGUAUGAUGCACUCACAGAAUGUGGAGUCUUGAAUGCCAUCUGGAAGUGCUUUGAAGCCACGAGUCUUUCCUCCGAAGUGUACCUCUUUAUUGCUCAUCUUUCUUUCUUUGUUCAAUUCGCGGAUAUCUAUGGGAAUCAGCGGGCUACAGCCUCAAUGAUCCCUGGUUUUGUCACUAAUGUGAUGCAACUCCUUCAAGUGCUGGAUAGGAACACUGCUACUGCGCGUCUUGUCUCGCCCGUCAUAUCCCAUUUACUCCAUUUACUUGACCGUCUUGGACAGAAUCGGGUGGCUUUUCACUCACUCGCUCCCGAUGUUCUGCGUUUUAUCAGCAACUGUCUUGUCGUUAACUUAGCUGGAGGUUCAAUCUCUGAUCUCCCCACCACAGUUUCAAAUGCGUCGAAAAGUGAUCCAGAUCUCUGUCUCCGAGUGUUUAAAACUCUCUUUAACACCUUCUCUUACGAGUACACCCAACUUGCUAGCAAUGAGGAACAUCUAGCCGCUUUCCUCCGGCCUGUUCUAUCCGUUUUCUCAGGAAAGGUCUUUGAUCCACGCCUUCUGAUCUCAUGUAUUGAAUUUUUGACCGAUCUAAAUACACGACAUCGAUUUUUUACUCUACCAAUCUUUAUGACACAAUGGAGGAGUCAGUUUGCUCAACAGUGGUUGGAACUACUCAGUGAUAGAGUCAAUGUUGCUGUUCAACGUGGAAGUGAUGCUGAAAGCGCGAUAAUUGGAAUCCUACAUGGAGUCUACUGUACUCCGGAUGGAUUUAAUUCUAAAGAAUUCGUUGCAUCAGCUCUGGAACCCUUUUUAGCACGCGUACUAGAAAAGAAAGAACAGUUUGCUGCCCAACUUAUGACGGUGCUAAUGGAGAAGUCACCGAAAGAGCUGGCUGUACUAGAUGAAUUCACAUCCCUCUUGAGUGUCCUCUUGGUCAGUGUUCGGCAAAAUCCUCGUGUCAGUGUUGCUGUAAACGGAAAGUUCGGACAAUGUGAGUUUCUUGACUAUGAGCAGUCGAUCUCCAAAAGACCAGUUAAUGUGCUUUUAUAA